Molecule: messenger RNA, 2128 nt
Organism: Nicrophorus vespilloides
Lineage: Eukaryota; Metazoa; Arthropoda; Insecta; Coleoptera; Silphidae
Product: zinc finger protein ZXDC-like
Exons: 2
Coding region: 187-1755 (522 amino acids)
Biological process (GO): regulation of transcription by RNA polymerase II
Cellular component (GO): nucleus
Source: RefSeq, a predicted model, not a curated record
AUUUGAAUUAGUUGUAGAACAUUUGAACCAAUCAAUGAUGUUUUAUUGUUAAAGCCAUGGGUUAAAGCGCCAUCUGCUGUUGACGUUUGUGUGGUACAGUGUCGAUAGUUGCGGAAGGUUAAGGUAUUUAUAAAUAAAAUGCAUUGAGAUUAAGAAGAAGUGGGUUUGAUAAGAAAGGUGUAGACAAUGGCAACAAUGAAGUCGGAUUUGGAGCUGUUCUCGGUGGACGAUAACUCUACCUUCUUGGAGAGCAGCUUGAUUGAAGACAGUGGUAACUUCGAUGAGUGGCUGGACAAGAAUGGGGUACAGUACAUAAUUAAGAAUGAAUGCCUUAAUCCGAACAUGAUCAGCAAUGAGCUGGACCCACUUAUGAACCAGAUCAAUACAAAUGAUACACUGGAUGGCUUCAGUGAUUCGGAAUCCAAUUUGAUGAAGGGGUUUGAAGCGAGUACCAGGCAACUGCAUUUCAAGACAUUGACAUGUAAGAGCAAGUAUUUGGAAAGCACAUUACCAGGGGGUAUGAAUGUUGAAUUCCAGCUAGAUGAUAGCAAAAUUCUUAUUUUGAUAACCAAUAACACAAAUGAUGUUAUACCAUUCCCUGAAAUGUACAUUUCAUUGUCAGACCUUGGAGGACAGAUCACUAUACCAAAACAGAAAGUUCCAGUCAUUUCCUUAGAAAGGGUAGUUUUAGCAGAAAAUUUAGAUGCUUACAUGCCAUGCCUGAAUUUAGAAACCAAUCUGAGAUUGUACAUUUGUCCAAAACCUGACUGUCCUUUAGUUUACACUAGAUUUGGAGCAGCUAAAUUACAUACUUUCAUGCAAAUUGGCCAUAAGCCCUUCAAGUGUGAUUACCCUAAUUGCACAUGGGCAUUCUACAAUUCGUUUAAACUCCGUAGGCACCAGGAGAGUCACACCAAUAGCAAAGAUUUUGUUUGCAUUGUGGACAAUUGUGGCCGGAAAUUCACAAACAUAUACAAUUUAAAUAUACACAUAAAGAAUCACCAUGAGAAGCCAGCAAAUCUUCCAUGCCAUGUUGCUGGUUGUAACCAGAAAUUCCAAACAGCGCGUUUGAGGGAUAAGCAUUUUAAGACGCAUGACAGCAAGGAAGCGCCUUUCCAAUGUCCCCAUAAGAACUGUAACAGGUCCUUCUUCCUGAUGACUGGACUCACAUCACAUGCUAGAAUACAUACACACAGGGAAUCUGAAUUGAAAUGUGAUUACCCUAAUUGUGGUAAAGUAUUUGAGCAGCCUUGCAGGCUAAAAGAACAUUCCAGACAACACACUGGAUUCAGACCAUACAUAUGUACUUAUGAUCAAUGUACCUGGUCUUUCACUACGGCUAGUAAACUUAAACGACACCAAAGCACCCACACUAAAGAACGGAAAUUCCAUUGCACUAUAGGCACGUGCAACAAGUCGUUCCUUAGAUCUGAACAUUUGAAGGAACAUACUCUGACGCAUAUUGGACCUCGAUCUUUCAACUGCGAAGUUUGCUCUGCAAGUUUCUUUGGCAAAUCAUCACUCUAUCUUCAUGUGAAGAAACAUCACCCAGAGCAGAAUCAAGCUUCCGCUAAAGCGAAAUCCGUUGAGCAAGAACCUGAGACACCUACACCGGAGAUGCUUCUUGAGCAAGCUAUCCAAAGCUUAGGAGUUCCAUCUGAUAUGAUGUUGGGAACAGGACUUCUCCCAGAGGAACCACUCGUACUUCUGGAGAACGAUAACUUCUCCACGGUGAAUCUACGGGAUCUGGAAUAGCAUAAACUGAAUUCCGGUCCUUUCCCUUCUUAAUGCCAUUUUUUAAUUGUGAUUUCUUAUUCUAAAGAUUCUAUAUAUACACAUAUAUGAUAUAUUUCUAUUAAAUAUAAGUUUUGGCAGCGUUCUCAUCGCAGUGUUUCCCAAAAGCGAUUUGUACGCUGAGCAUAAUUUGUGAAACAACUCCCCUUUACCCAAGUGAGAUAAAUGUACUUUAAGCGGUCACCGAAUCUUAAUGUUUAACUAUAUGUUUUUGUUGGUUUGUCUGUUUCGUUCUGUUUUCUUAGUCGUUAGCUAAUGCAUUCCAAUGUUGCCAUUAAUAAUAAUGUUAAUUAGUGUAAAUAUAUAUAUUCAAACGAAAAAUAUAUAUUACGUG